CGUUUAUUAGCAUUAACAAAUCAAAACUAUAUUUCAGAAUUAAAUAUACGUAGAAAGAUAUGAUCAGCUUUAAUUAUCUUUAAUUAACAUAAUUAUUAUUUAAUAAAAUAAUUAGCAGCACAUUUGUCGCAUGUUCUGUUUUUCUUCAAACAUAUAAUGCAUUGGAUUAUCAGCUGAUGUAGUCCAUGACAGUUCAUAUGACAGUUGUUAUAAUUUUUACAGGCAAUAUUUUAUUAUUAUCUAAGCAAUUCAUAAAUUCCAAUAAUAAGAGUUGUCUGUCGAGAAGUACAAUAUGUCAGUGUGAAAUAUUUAUUUAUAAUACACAAUAACCUCUACAAAAAAAGGCAGAUUAAAUCGCAACGGAGAUAUUCUUUCACUUGAAGAUAUGGAGUCGCAUAAGAAUAAUAAUGUAGCUUUAAAUGCAAAUGCAGUAUUAAAAUCAUGUGCUUCGACGAUUAACGAAGCUGAGAGAUUGCGAAGUCUUCAGGAAGACGAACACUCAAAAUUAACGAUUGGAGCAUUUUUCGAAUUUAUGAGAACUGCGUAUCAAGUUAAUGAUAGUUUCGAAGGUUUGGCCACUGUACUGAGUGCCAAUAGCGAAAUUGAUUGGCAUGAGUUAACAAGAAUCAAUUUAGAUCUAGAAAAGUGUGAAGAUAAUAAAAUAAGUAAUGACAAUCUCAAUGUUCAAGAAGAAGGAAACAAGAAUGUUAAUCCUAUACAAGAUUUAUUGUUGCAAACAAUAAGUAGCAAAGAAACAUGUACAUCAGAGAAUGCAAUAAACUCUCAAUCUUCUGUGACAUCUUGCAGUACUCAGAUUAACGAGACAUGCAAUAAGAAUGACUCUACGCAGGAAUCUAACAGUGCAGAAGAUAAUUCUAAUAAAUGUUCAGAGACAGUUAAAGAAGUAAAUCAAUUGUUGGAAAGCCAAGCCCAGAAUCAAAAGGAAAAACAGUCUAAAGAGCAUUUGGAAGAAAGUGAAUAUGGUUUAGCAAAAAUCAUGAAGGAAAAUCUAAGAGAUGUUUUGCAUGAAGGAUUACUGGACUCUGUUUUGCCGUACAUGCUUCCCAAGUCUGCACUGUCACAACCUGUUAUAAAAAAAUCUGCUGCUCCCACUAUAGAUGUUAAAAAAAGUGCUUCAUUGGGUAACAUAGUUGACAAUAAAGUGGUAGUCAUUCACAAGGAAAGAGAUAAGGAAAAGAAUAAGGCAAACAAGAAAUCUUUAGAGAACGAAGUGGAGAUCCAUGUAUGCGAUGAAGAUAAAAAUAUCAAAAAGAACUUCAGAUGUCCGCAAAAACUUCUUAUACAAAAGAUGUGUUAUUUUGCUGAUGUCACAGCAGGACAGAAACUCGACGAGAUAGACAUAUCGGUACAUUGUGAUGUCGUUAUUUUUGACUGGUUGAUGAGAUGGGUGAAGAAGGAUAUUAUAAAGAAGUCAGAGUGGCCAGUUCUGGAGGCGAGUAAUGUCAUACCGAUUAUGGUAUCCGCCUGCUUCCUACAAAUGGAACCACUUUUGGAGAACUGUCUUCAAUACUGCCAUGACAAUAUGUCAGAUAUUUUGAAGACAUCCACGAUUUUAACAUGUCUAGACGAUAAUCUGCUCACAAGAUUGGCAGAAUUAUUUACCAACGAAGAUGUUGAAUUACUAAAGGACAAGAAAGAUAAAAUUCAGAGUCGUCUGUUCUGCAAACUGAUCAUGUCGCUAGUGGAAGCCACUCCGGAUAACAGGAAAGGACAUUAUAGCUCAUUAGCCACCUUGUUUAAAUGCGGAAAGUGCAACAAGAAUGUUAUACAGUCGAUUUCCGAUUUUGUGCCUUGUGUUCCAAGUGCAAUGAAAAUUGACAACAAGGGAGCUGUGCACAGUAAACACGUUAGAGACUUGACGUGGACAUUGAACGAUUACGUUAUUACCUUACGAUCUGAAUUACGCUCUUGGCGCAAGGUCUAUUGGAGAUUGUGGGGAGAUUGCCAUUUCUUGUUCUGUCAGCAGUGCAACGUGUACUUUCCAAUACAUCAGAUUGAUUGGUGUUGUUAUCAUCCAGAACCUGCACAAUUCUUCGUGAACGAGCAGCAAAGGCCUACGCCUUUUCCAUUAGGACGAUAUCCAUGUUGCAGUCAACGUGCCUAUAGAUUUGAAGCUUUGUCAAAUCAAGGCGGAUGCAGGUACAAAGAGCACAUGCCAGACAUAAAGAGUGAGAAAGAAUUACACAUAUUAAAUAUCCUGACAGCGCACAGAGAAGUGAUAACUAUCGAACCGCCUCAGCUUUUCUUCCCAGAAAAAAUCACACGACUAGUGACGCGCGAUCCGUCUCUCCGCCCGGGCAAGUUGGUGUGCAAAGAUACAAUGUGGUGGAAUGGCAUAGAACUCGUGCCACCGAGAGCGAAACUUGGCCUGCUUGGAAAAAUUUGGGGAGGCUCGGGAUUCCGUCGAUUGCUCCAGGCGCAAGAUUCACAAAAGUCUUUGCAGAAGCUUCGUCGACAAAUUUCCGUAACCACCGACGUUUCGUCUCCUACUUCGUCGACCACGGACGAGGACGACGAGGAUGACGGUGGGACCGCGUGCGAGGACAGCAGUGUAGACGACGAAUCGUAUUACAGCGAGGAAUCCAAUACAUUAUGCGCGUUGCAGCCCAAGAGUAACGGUAGAUGUUGGAGCGGUAACUUGAAUGUAAGACACAAUCAAGAUAAUCAGAGAGAUUUUGAGGAAAGAGCUGCCGCGCAGAUGAUAGCUCUGUUAACGAAGAGAACGGUCACGGAGAAUUUGCUUACGAAAUCUUAUAAGCAACAGCAUAGCUACAAAAAUAAGCAACCUAUCGGUGGAACGUAUGUAAAAUUAGAAGCCGAAUUGCGCGAACAGUUAACUCAGAUUUGUAAAUAUAAGAAUCCUCUAAUAGGAAAGUCUCGUACCAAAUCGAACAAAUCUUGAUUGAUAUAUAUACACACGAUGGGAGAUUUAUCCGGAAUAUUGUAUUGAAAAUUUUAUUGUGAUUUUAUGCAAAGAUAAAGAAGACAUGUUGCCAUAA
Molecule: messenger RNA, 3020 nt
Organism: Linepithema humile (Argentine ant)
Lineage: Eukaryota; Metazoa; Arthropoda; Insecta; Hymenoptera; Formicidae
Product: SANT and BTB domain regulator of class switch recombination
Source: RefSeq, a predicted model, not a curated record